Messenger RNA from Rhea pennata, 477 nucleotides. RefSeq names its product nucleoplasmin-like. Lineage: Eukaryota; Metazoa; Chordata; Aves; Rheiformes; Rheidae. Gene Ontology annotation, biological process: positive regulation of DNA replication; chromatin remodeling. Gene Ontology annotation, cellular component: cytoplasm; nucleoplasm; nucleolus. The transcript is spliced from 5 exons. The record is from RefSeq and is a predicted model, not a curated record. Gene Ontology annotation, molecular function: chromatin binding; RNA binding; histone binding. The coding region runs from base 1 to 477 and encodes 158 amino acids.
AUGGAGCAGCCGCAGGGCGCGACCGGCUCCUCUCCCCUCUCCUGCGGGAUGCUCUCGGAGGAGCGGCCGGUCGCCGUGCCGUGGGGCUGCAAGCUCAGCGCCGGCGCCAGGAGCUGCGUGGUGGAAGAGGACGAUGACCUCCUGGAGCACCUGGUCCUGCUGAAAACCAUCUGCCUGGGGCCGGACGCCUGGGACGAGCUGCACGUGGUGGCCGUCGAUUCAAAAAACACCUAUGGGGACCACAAACCGGUGCCGAUCGCCGCGCUGCGCCCCUCCGUGCUCCCCAUGAUCAGCCUCAAGGCCCUGGAGCUCGUGCCCCCCGUCACCUUCGUGCUGCAGUGCGGAGCGGGGCCCGUCUACCUCCACGGGCAGCACCUGAUCCUGGAAGACGAUGCCAGGUCUGGAGCCGGCGAGGACGUGCUGGCAGAGGAAGACGCGGGCAGCGAUGACGCUGGCGCAGCGCAGGAUGGAGAGUAG